AUGGAUCGUUUUACUAUCCACCCUCCUCCUUCUAUCAAAGUUAUUACCAAGUCCAUUAUCCAACGACGUACAAGGACCAAGUAUAUCGACAAAGACUUGGAAUCGCUGGUGGUUAAAGUAAAGAUUGACCCUACAAUAGAUCCCUACCAGUUCCUUAUUAAGUACAUUGAUCCUAGCAAUAUAGGCAUGGCCGUCGUCGCGUUCAGCGUCCACAGAUUCCCAUUCAAUCCCAUACCUCCUGGCAGAGACCUUGAUAGAUGGGUGUUACAAUACCGGCGCAAAAUAAUCGGCCAUGCUGAGUCCAUGCGGGCGUUCAUACAGCUGGCCGAUAAUAUCAACCAACUUUCUGCGAUCUAUGCGGCUAUGCCAGACCCCCAGAAGCACUGGGAGCUCAUGUAUCGGCUUGCACUGUACAAUACCUACGGGGAUACGUGUUUGUACACUGCAGCUUCAGACAAAUGGGAUUCUUUCUUGGAUCGGGUCACAAGUUGA
Messenger RNA from Fusarium venenatum, 492 nucleotides. RefSeq lists its product as uncharacterized. The record is from RefSeq and is a predicted model, not a curated record. NCBI's taxonomy places the organism in Eukaryota, Fungi, Ascomycota, Sordariomycetes, Hypocreales, Nectriaceae.